Lactuca virosa is the source of this 318-nucleotide messenger RNA. The record is from the annotation of a GenBank genome assembly. Lineage: Eukaryota; Viridiplantae; Streptophyta; Magnoliopsida; Asterales; Asteraceae.
AUGGAACCCAACAAUUCAAUCAAUCAAAUCGACAAUCACAUCGAUGAUGAUGGUGAUCAGAACUCAUUUCCAAGCCACCGUCAUCAGAUCAUCACCUAUUCAAGAAAGAGAAAACACUCUCAAUCUCAGGUAAUCACAUCAAUCGAUUCAACACAAGUAAACCCUCUUUCCGAAUCAUCAGUUCUAGGGCUUGUUCUCCUUGCUCAUACGUUCUCAUACGAUAUUCAAAACCUCACUGAGUCUCUCCUUCUCGAAAUCCUCGCAAGAUUGCCCCUGAAAUCAAUUUUAGGUUCAAAUGUGUUUGCAAACACUGGCUAG